Molecule: messenger RNA, 327 nt
Organism: Rotaria socialis
Lineage: Eukaryota; Metazoa; Rotifera; Eurotatoria; Philodinida; Philodinidae
Source: the annotation of a GenBank genome assembly
AUGUUGAAUUCUAUAUCUCGAUAUCUGAUUCAAUCUAUUUGGAAAAUUAACCCAACACAAUACAAAUGCUUUUCUGUCUUAUCAUCAUCAAAUGAAAUAAAUUUAAAGAUGAAGAAAUUAAUUGAUUCUCAACAAUAUAAACGAGCUCUGGAGUUUUUUGAUCGUCAGUUAUCAAUAUGCAACAAUAUGACAUUUAGUUUAGCUUUAAAAGCGUGUUCUAAAUUGAAUGAUUAUCAAUAUGGUAUUCGAAUUCAUCAACAAUUACCAGUAAAGGCACUUAACGAUAAAUUUAUUCAAACAUCGUUAAUUCAUUUCUACAGUAAUUAA